Homo sapiens (human) is the source of this 1175-nucleotide messenger RNA. It is a transcript of the gene WBP1, whose product is annotated as WW domain binding protein 1. The transcript has 4 exons. NCBI's taxonomy places the organism in Eukaryota, Metazoa, Chordata, Mammalia, Primates, Hominidae. Gene Ontology annotation, molecular function: WW domain binding. The coding region runs from base 166 to 975 and encodes 269 amino acids. The record is from RefSeq and is marked reviewed.
CUAGUUGGUGGAGUUCUGCCCGGAUGGAAGCUCCGGCCGCGGAGUGAUGGUGGCCUCAGCGAAGAUGGGCCGGGCAGGGACCAUGGCGGUGGCAGCAGAGGUGGCAGGGGCGGGGCGGCUGGCGGUAGAGGAGGCUGUGGUCCUCAGGGGGCUGUAGGUGGAGGUAUGGCUCGGGCCAGCAGCGGGAACGGCAGCGAGGAGGCCUGGGGGGCACUUCGGGCGCCGCAACAGCAGCUUCGAGAGCUGUGCCCAGGAGUGAACAACCAGCCCUACCUCUGUGAGAGUGGUCACUGCUGCGGGGAGACUGGCUGCUGCACCUACUACUAUGAGCUCUGGUGGUUCUGGCUGCUCUGGACUGUCCUCAUCCUCUUUAGCUGCUGUUGCGCCUUCCGCCACCGACGAGCUAAACUCAGGCUGCAACAACAGCAGCGGCAGCGUGAAAUCAACUUGUUGGCCUAUCAUGGGGCAUGCCAUGGGGCUGGUCCUUUCCCUACCGGUUCACUGCUUGACCUUCGCUUCCUCAGCACCUUCAAGCCCCCAGCCUACGAGGAUGUGGUUCACCGCCCAGGCACACCACCCCCCCCUUAUACUGUGGCCCCAGGCCGCCCCUUGACUGCUUCCAGUGAACAAACCUGCUGUUCCUCCUCAUCCAGCUGCCCUGCCCACUUUGAAGGAACAAAUGUGGAAGGUGUUUCCUCCCACCAGAGUGCCCCCCCUCAUCAGGAGGGUGAGCCCGGGGCAGGGGUGACCCCUGCCUCCACACCCCCCUCCUGCCGCUAUCGCCGUUUAACUGGCGACUCCGGUAUUGAGCUCUGCCCUUGUCCUGCCUCCGGUGAGGGUGAGCCAGUCAAGGAGGUGAGGGUUAGUGCCACCCUGCCAGAUCUGGAGGACUACUCCCCGUGUGCACUACCCCCAGAGUCUGUACCGCAGAUCUUUCCCAUGGGGCUGUCUUCCAGUGAAGGGGACAUCCCAUAAGUAGUUUUGAGAGGGUGGAUGGGUUACUUGCCCACCAGAAACAGCCCUAGUCCCAACUCCUUGCGUUCCUUUGGCCCCUCCCUGCCUACCUAGAAUCUGCCUGAAAGGGCUGGAGAGGGGCAGUAUUGGGGGACUGUGCUAGCUUUACCCCCGCAGGACAUACACAGGAGCCUUUGAUCUCAUUAAAGAGAUGUGAACCA